AUGUCUAUUCUUCCCACCGUUGCGCCCCAUCCGUUACGCCUGACAUCCCCUCGAACACCACGCACACUCCGGACGUUUAGUCGAGACCAGACUCAUGCGACGUAUCCAGAGGACAAACCGCGAGUUCCAGUGCUUUUCAAGCGGUUGUUCAAAUUUUCACAAAUGGCACGAUUUCGAGUUGGCGGCUUGGCAACUGACUUAUUUGUGCGUUGCGCCGCGGAGGGUAAUGUGUAUUUUCACAAACAAACAAAAAAUACAUGGGCGCGCGAUGAUCCUGCGAUUCUAUGGCUUGUGUCUGCCGCAUUGUGUGUGUCGGCCGUUGCGUGGGGGCUUGUGUACUCUCUCACACCAUUCGAGAUUGUAAAGCUCGCUUUAUUGAUGGUUAUCCGUGAUUUCGUACUCUCGGGAGCACUGGUAGCUACAAUCGUCUGGGGAUUCUCAAAUACCCUCCUACUCUCUCCUUCCCAAUCACCCCCAACCAAAGUCGAAUGGGCGUACACAUUCGACGUCCACACCAACGCGUUCUUCCCUGUCUUUCUUAUCCUCCAUGGCUUACAACUGGUCUUGCUUCCUGUCGUCAGCCGAGACGGGUGGAUCUGGAUGUGGAUGGGCAAUUCGGUGUGGGUUGUCGGGUUGACGAUGUAUGUGUAUGUCACUUAUUUGGGACUUAAUGCUCUGCCAUUUUUGAUUAGGACCGAACUGCUACUGUUUCCUCUGCUACCACUCUUUGCGGCGUACGCAGUUUCGUUACUUGGGUUCAAUGUCGCACGAUGGGCCUUGCAGGUUUACUUUGGAUCGUAG
Molecule: messenger RNA, 801 nt
Organism: Rhizoctonia solani
Lineage: Eukaryota; Fungi; Basidiomycota; Agaricomycetes; Cantharellales; Ceratobasidiaceae
Product: UNC-50 family protein
Exons: 7
Coding region: 1-801 (266 amino acids)
Cellular component (GO): Golgi membrane
Source: RefSeq, a predicted model, not a curated record